This is a messenger RNA of Apodemus sylvaticus (European woodmouse), 5814 nucleotides long. Its product is annotated as CD209 antigen-like protein A. Lineage: Eukaryota; Metazoa; Chordata; Mammalia; Rodentia; Muridae. The record is from RefSeq and is a predicted model, not a curated record. The transcript is spliced from 7 exons. The coding region runs from base 50 to 754 and encodes 234 amino acids.
GUUGUUUCCAUCAGAUUCUGGCACUGAGAAGUGGCGUGACUCUAAGGAAAUGGAGAAGCAGCAGCUUGGCCCUCUGGAUGAGGAACUGCUGACAACCAGUCAUAGCAGGUGCUCCAUCAAAGGCUUUGGCUUCCAACCAAAUUCUGGAUUCAGUAGAUUCACAGGGUUCCUGGGCCACAACCAUGUCCCCUUGGCACUGCAGGUGUUCUUCCUCACUGUAUUCUCUGUGCUACUGGUUGUCAUCCUUGUCAAAGUCAGCAAGAUCCCCAGUUCUCAGGGUCAGGAGGAUUCCAAUCAGAAGAAUGUCUACCAGGAACUGACCCAGUUGAAGGCUGGGGUAGAUCGCCUGUGCCGCUCCUGCCCCUGGGACUGGACAACCUUCCAAGGAAGCUGCUACUUUUUCUCUGUGGUCCAGAAGUCUUGGAAUGAUUCUGCCACUGCCUGCCACAACAUGGGGGCUCAACUUGUGGUCAUCAAGAGUGAUGAAGAGCAGAACUUUCUACAAACAACUUCUAAGAAGAGAGGCUACACUUGGAUGGGGCUCAUUGACAUGAACAAGGAAUCCACAUGGCACUGGAUAGAUGGUUCACCUCUGACACUCAGUUUCAUGAAGUAUUGGAAUAAAGGGGAACCUAACAACCUUGGAGAGGAAGACUGUGCAGAGUUCAGAGAUGAUGGCUGGAAUGACACCAAAUGUAACAACAAGAAAUUCUGGAUCUGCAAAAAGCUUGAAACAUCCUGCCCUGGCAAGUGAUGGCCAACUCCCUCCACUAUCCCCACAGUCCCCAAACCCUGCCAGAUGGCAGAGCUUCACCCAUAGCUAUGCCAGGUUAUUCUACUUGUCUGUGGCCAUUGAUAACCUUGACAGGGUCUGUAAGACUUUUCUCUGGCAGGUCGCUUGUCUCCUGCAUUGCUCCUGGGUCCAGCUUGUCUCCUGGACCAGUGCUGUAUAGUCUUCAUAUGUCUGCAGGUUCUCUUUGGGUUAGCGGCUGUGCCUCUGGUCCACCUUUGCCAUUUACUGAAGUGAACAGACAUGAGGUCCUUAAAUGGGUUCCUUUCAUGUCCUCUGUCUUCCUUUCUGUGUUCAGACCAUGUAUUGCCAUGUGCAAUUGAUGACACAUCCUAUGUGGCUUCAUAACAUUUCUGAGUACUUUACUCUCACCUACUAAAUUUUCGUUCAUCUACCCUGCAUGCCUUUCAGUGGACCCUUCUCUGAUUUCAGGAGCAAAACCUGUAGGCUAAAAGCACAAGAGGACCAAUUCCUCAACUAUUAGUCAUGAUCUGAAAUUAUUGUGUUAACACCCUGACUCCAUUUCCUCCCCUUGGUGGACAUGGUGACUCUCAAUGUUAUAGACCCUGAGAUUGACCCCCCAAAUUUUUGGAGGACUUAUAAUUUGUGUUGAAUUUGCUCACUGACAAUUUAAUACUUAUGUCCAUAUAAUUAUAAGUAUAAAUGAACUUUCUGAUUAUUGCCACCCUUCACCCAUCCUGAAUCCCUCUCUUUCUUGCUUCUUCUUUUCUCCAUUUAUGACCUCUUGUUUGGUUCUUGACCCACUGAAUUUAACCAGGGCCAUCUGUCUGACGAUGGGUUUGAAACUCUCCAGUAGAGUCUGGUGGGAUCAUCAUCAAGUGAAGAAAAUGGCUAUCCCUCUCCCAAAAUCUACCAGUAGUCAAUAAUCUAGCAAGGAGAGAAAGGACCCCAUGAGCUUUUCCCUGAUCCAUAACUUACUGUUGGGAUGCCAGAUUUUGUGCAGCCUCAGCCACUGUGAGAUCACAUCUGCACCAAAAAGCAAAAAAAAAAAAAAAACAGAAUUUCACAGCUCUUCUCCAGCUCUUAUAUAUUUCUGCCCCCUCUUUCACAUCAUUCCCUGAAAUCUUCUUUAUUCAAAAAAUGAACAUGGUGCUCCAGCAGAUAGGAGUUCUGCUCUCAGUUCCUUCCUGUCCUAGAUCACUGCAUCAACUGCCUUCUAGUCAGACUUCCUGGUGAAGCUCACACAGAUGAGAUGUAGCCAUGUUUGGGUCAGCAUGGGACAACUAUGCGGGAUCCUCCAGGCUCCAUAGCACCCGUGGCUGCUAACAGACCUACAUUCUAGGCCUGUUCUUCUGCUAGUCUUGCUUCUCUUUUAUGAAAUAAUUAAAACAUGAGUCUUUGUCUAUGUUGGGUUUCUUUUCUAAUUUACAAUAUGUACCACUGACCAUCAUUGCAUUUAUGCCAAAGGGUGACUUGGUGUAGAAUAGAAAAUCUCAGCAUGGGGCAAGGCACCAAGAAAGCCAAGAGGUGAUUAAAUCCUGGAAUGUUCAUCCACACCCACCACCAUCCAGGCAUGUGGAGACUGGACUUUUGUCACUCUCCAAGGCCAUAAGAAAAACACAUUUUGAUAGACUUCCUCUUCCUCCACUGGGGCUGACCACCAAAAAUUAUUCUCUACAGUUUGAAUAGAGAAUUGAAUGCUAAAUUGUAUCUCACUUAAGUCAACUUUCAACAUGUAGUAUAGCUCAGAGACACAUUCCACAGUACCUCUCAGGGGCUCUUGCUUAUCUGAGUCUUAGUUGUCCACAUAAUAAUCACAAACCUACCCAUGUUCAUGCCCUGGUGUCUUUUCUUUCUCUUCCUGGUUCUCUUGAUUUUUCUCCCACUUUCACUGCUAUGUUGUACAUUCUCCCCUUAGAUAAAUUACUGAUAUCUAGAUACUUGUCUUAGGCUCCACUGAUAAAGAAACCCAAACAAAAUUUGAAGAAUGUUUUCAUGAGUAUCUGUACUGGCUGGUUUUGUAUGUCAACUUGACACAAAAUAGAAUUAUCACAGAGAGAGGAGCUUCACUUGGGGAAGUGCCUCCAUGAGAUCCAGCUGUGGGGCAUUUUCUCAGUGAUCAAGGUUGGGAGGGCCCCUUGUAGGUGGCGCCAUCUCUGGGCUGGUAGUCCUGGGUUCUAUAAGAGAGCAGGCUGAGCAAGCCAGGGGAAGCAAGCCAGUAAGAAACAUCCCUCCAUGGCCUCUGCAUCAGCUCCUGCUUCCUGACCUGCUUGAGUUCCAGUCCUGACUUCUUUUGGUGAUGAACAGCUGUGAGGAAGUGUAAGCUUAAUAAACCCUUUCCUCCCCAACUUGCUUCUUGGUCAUGAUGCUUGUGCAGGAAUGCACACCCUGACUAAGACAGUGUCCAUCACUCAUGGUUCUCCACCUCAUUCAUUCUUGUGCAAUUUUUCCUUCAGAUGAGGUUGCGGAUCCAUACGUUAAUGUGUCCUGUGUGCUAUGUGUAUAUGCAUAUAUGUGUAUAUAAUGUGUAUUUAUGUGCAUGUGCUAUAUGUAUAUGUGUAUUUCUGUAUACAUCCUGUGAAUGGUGCAUGUAUAUGUAUGUGUGUGUGUGCUAUGUGAUAUGUGUGUGCAUAUGUUAAGGAGUGCAUGUAUGUGUGUUAUAUGGGUUUGUGGUGUGUGUAUAGUGUGUGCUCUGUAUGUUCAGGUGUAUAUGUGUGUGAGGGAUGUAUGUAUGUAUCUGUGUGGGUGGUGUAUGAAUGCAUACCCAUUUUUGUGUAGAUGUGUGCAUGUGUGCAUGUGGGUAUAUGGAGGUCAAAGGUCAAAAUCAGUUGUCUUUCUCAGUUGCCCUCCAUCUUGUUUUUUGAGAAGGAUCUUUCACUGAACCUGGCACCCAUUAGCUGGUUAGAAUGUCUGAACAAUCAGCUUCACAACUCCCUCUUUCUCUGCCCCCACCACAGUGUUGGGCUCACUCUAGAGCUCCAUCAGGCUCCGGUGUCACCUGACUUUUACCUGGGUAUUGGAGAUCUGAACUCAAGUCCUUAAGCCUGCUCAUCAAGUGCUUCAGCCAUUGAGCCAUCUCUCCAGCCCUAGACCUUCCUUUUGGUUUGUUUAGGGGGCCAUAAAUCAUUUUAGGAAAGAUUGUCCAAAAAAAUUAAAGACAUAGACAGGUAGUAGAAUUGCUCCCCUGGAAUCUGUCCUCACCGCAGGAGGUCUUCUUUGGACCUGGCCUCAGGCAAUAGACUCAGAUAAAUAAAUACUUACAUUUGAAGUUGCAAAGCUCCGAGCAGCCUCAGCAGCUUGUGUUACACUCCCUGCUUAGGGAAGGUUUUUCGGUCCUUGCCUCACCUUCAGCAAAUUCCUCUUAGGCCAAAGCAGCAUUAUUGCAGAUCUAUCAAGGUGUCGUUGAAAAUAAAGUUCAAAUUUAAGAUUUAUGAAAGGUUGAUGAGGCUAUGGAACUUAUGAAGUCAUUAAAAUCUGGCCUGCCUACCUCAUAGACUUAUUAUGGAUUUGGAGAAUUGCUUUUAUGUAUUCCUUUGCAUCCUAAUGAAUGUAAAGGGUUUGUGAAACGCUAUCAUUGGAAAGUUUGCCUCAAGGAAUGGCUAAUAGCUCACCUUAUGUGAGAAAAAAUGUUUUUUGUCUCAGCUUCAAUACAAGAAGCUAGGACUUUGAAUCUUUCAGUGUAUAUUAUUCAUGGAGUUUCAUUCCAGGCCUUUGCUCUUACAACAGAACCACUACUGUGGAUUCAUCUUUUUUCAUCUCCAAAGAAAGUUUUAACACCUUAUUAUGAAGCUGCUGCUGUGUUAAUACAGAAUUGUGUGAUAGAAUCAAGAAAAUAUUUUGGGAAAGAACCUGAUGAAAUAUUUAUUCCUUAUUCCAAACAACAGUUAAAUUGGUUAUUGCAAAAUACUGAUAUUUGGCCUAUUGCAUGUGCAAAUUUUCUGAGCAAAAUUGAUAAUCAUUGUCCUAAAGACAAAUUGUUACAAAUGAAGUCCAUUGCUCCAAACACAAUGGACUGAUGCUCUUUAUGAUACUAUUCAAAUUAUUAGACAGCAGGUCCAAAGUUUAAAAGUAAGAAGUCAUUGAGUGCCAUGCUACGUACGAAUGGAUUUGUGUUACUUCUAAAGUUCACGAUGAUAGUCACUAUAAUCAGGAAAAAGUUCAAAGACACUUGCAAGGGUAUUUUGCAUAAUUCCAACAUAUCUCUAGAUGUUUCAGCUUUGCAUAUUGAGAUUAUGAAUUCAAAGAAUGUUGUUCCACUGAGCUUUAAUGCUGCCGAUAUUGCUGGCAAAAUUAUCCAUAGCCUGAAGUCGGUAUUUCCAUCCUGGUCAAGCUUUAAGAAUAGCAUAUAUAGCUUGAUCAUGCUAGCCUUUCUUGUCCUGGGCAUACUUCUAUUCCUGCCCAUUGUGUUAAAGCUUGUCUUUAACAAUAUUAAUCUGUUGGCUGCCAAGGUACAUGGCUUGAAACUGAGAAAGAACCCCCAAACAGAGUCACUAAUAUAACAGGCUGGAAAGCCAAGGAUGGGUAAGAUUCUACACAAAGCCUUACCGACCUAAGACAGAGACAUGCGCCAAAAGGCUGUGUUUAUUAAUACAUACUAACAAGACAGUGUUUGUUCAAUUAACACAAACAAGCUGUGUGUGAUCUUGACGAAGGGUAAUGAAGGCCCUCUUGUGAGAAUGACCUAAGACAGGCUCAGCCUUGUUUAUGAAAUAAAAAAGGGAGAGAUGUGGAGAGCCUUAUUGGGGUGCUGUGCUGCCUGGCAAUAGCCUGAUACUGACCAAGGACAAGGGCUCAAGCAGGAAUCUGACAUUAGGGCAUAAUAAGGAAGUAGGUUACGGCAGAAGCAAGCUUCAGGAAAGAUUCUGGGCUUGGACAAGGAAGUAGGCUCAGGUAUUUUGGUCAUCCUUACAUACCCUUGGAAACAACUGUCACUGAAGUGAUGUGGGACUUUGCUUACUGCCUAGACAAUUUUGUGUUUACUGUCUUGCUUAUUCUUCAUUGUGCCACUAUUGAUCUCAAUUCCUGCAUGUAAUUAAAAUGGUAUAAAAGGGGAUUGAAAAUUA